Molecule: messenger RNA, 6448 nt
Organism: Manacus vitellinus (golden-collared manakin)
Lineage: Eukaryota; Metazoa; Chordata; Aves; Passeriformes; Pipridae
Gene: NR1D2
Product: nuclear receptor subfamily 1 group D member 2
Exons: 8
Coding region: 1620-3542 (640 amino acids)
Biological process (GO): negative regulation of transcription by RNA polymerase II; positive regulation of transcription by RNA polymerase II; hormone-mediated signaling pathway
Molecular function (GO): zinc ion binding; nuclear receptor activity; RNA polymerase II cis-regulatory region sequence-specific DNA binding
Source: RefSeq, a predicted model, not a curated record
CGCCUCCCUUCCCAAGUAAAUCCCGCCAGGUAGAGCCCGAAGGGUCCUCGUCACUCAGCCGAAGGUGCCUCCGCAGCGACGUUAGCAGCGCGGCCCCACGUAGCCCCAAGGACUCCUUUCACCGCCCUCCAUCGGGUUCUCGAGGCAAAGCCCGGGCAAUUCCCAGUCCCCACGCUGCCUUCCCCGCCGAACACCCCGGUAUCCCCGUUCUGCAGAGCAGCGGCGUGCGUGUGCACGUGUACGGGCACGCACAGAGGUCACUGUGUCUGUGCUCUUUGUUCUGAGAUGUCACCCUGCGCUGUGUGAGAGAUUCAACUUUUGACUGCUGACCAAACAAAACCAGAGUUCAUAGGGAAGUGCAGCUUCUGAAAUAAAAAUACGGGGAACCUAGACUGUGACGCAGGCAAGACUGCCGGGCUCUCUAGGGCGCAGGAGCAGCCCAGCUAUCUGGGGCUCCUCCGGCUUUCAGAAGGAGAGGGGUGAAACUAUAGACACACUCAUUCUGUGCUUCCGUAUGACAUUGGUGUUACCCCUGAGGAAAAAGAGAAUCUCUUUUAUGAGUAGGGUUUAAAGAUAACGGGGCGCGGUGGCAGUGUGGAGAAAUAUGGAGUUCCCUGCAGGAGCUGUGCUGUGCUUGCGUGUCCUGGUCUGCCCCUUGCAGAUAAGGAUGGCGCCUGCUGAGAAACCGGGUGCCUCCCAUGGACCAGGUGGACUGUGAGCUUUGACCUGGCACCUGGCAGAGGCGCGUGCAGCACCGGGGGAUGGCACAGACCUUUGUCAAACAGGUGGUGUCUUAGCCUAGCAGGGGUGUCUGAGGAUGUCUCAUUUCUCAUGCUGUUCCUGAACCCGUGACUCCAUUGCCAAUCCUCCUUUCUCCGAAAACCUGAUCCGGAAUGCGUGCUAUGCCGUGUGGAGGAUUUCUUAAAAAAUCUGUGCGAGAACAGCGGCUGUGGCAGGGUGUAGGGGCACCAGUGUCUGGAAACGUGAGCAGUAGUCUGUGUAGUGCACGUGUCACACGGCCCCUUAGUCUGACUUCUGCUGUGAGGCAGCUCUUCCAGGAGCUCCUGGGCUGCAUGCUCUGUAGGGAACCUUUUCACCAAGGGUUUCCUUGGUAGAAAAAAAGUUAAAUGUUAAAGAGGAAAAGUUGCUACAGAGAUGCUAAGAGGAUCAUUACAGCUGAUAGAAGUAUUUAAAAUUUGUAAGUCAGAAUUUCUCCCUGCAAGCAGUGAUGUGUCCAGGGUUGUAUAACACCACUGCCUUUAUGUGUGGAAGUGAUGGCUGAUGUAAGGGGCUACAACCCCAACCUGUAAUGCCAAUUCAGUUGAUUGAGGACUCCACAGACACCAAUGCUUUUUAUCUCUAAAGGAAAGCAGUGCCUGACCCUUUUUAAGUUUUUAGUUCUUACUGGCAUGUGGAGUUCCUUGCUGCAAUGUCAUGGGUUGUCUGUGAAGAGACUCUACAGAGCAAUAGAGGCAUAAAACAUAGAAGAUACCGAGUCUAAUUUAUUUAAACGGUUGCAUGGCUAUGGCUGUUGAAAUUUUUGUGUGAAAUAUCAAAUGAUUUUAUAUUGACUUUUGAAAUGCUGAGUCUUGGAGACAAACUCAAAUGAAGCGCAAACAAUGUCUCUUGCUUACAAGCAAGAAGGAGCCUGUGAAAGGCCAGAACUGCUCCCAGGUCUGCCUGAGGACAAAAAGCUGUUUCAUCUGAGGGAUUCUCAAGUACGUCAGAUUGCAAGACAUGGCAGGACAGAGACUGUUUGCAAUAGCAGCCUAGCAGUUGGAGUUCAGCUGCUGUUAGAAACACUACAAAGGCUUGCAAUCGGACAAAUGGCGUUCAGGGGUGUGAUAGCUUACAUCAGCUCUUCGAGCUCGGCAUCUAGCCCAGCCUCAUGUCACAGUGAGAGCUCAGACAGCGGUUUCCAGUCAUCCUCUUCGCCUGUACCAUCUUCUCCGAACAGCUCCUCCUCAGAAAGCGGAUGCAAUGGCCGGAGCAGCGAAGGCUCUGAUGGGGCACCGAAGAACGAUCGGCUGGAGGAGACUGUUAAAACAAACCAGUCCAGUGUUGCUGGUUUGACAAAAGGCCAUAAUGGAGUCACAAAAUUUAAUGGCAUGGUUCUUCUUUGCAAAGUCUGUGGAGAUGUCGCUUCAGGAUUUCAUUAUGGUGUUCAUGCCUGUGAGGGCUGCAAGGGUUUUUUCAGAAGAAGCAUUCAGCAAAACAUCCAGUAUAAGAAGUGCUUGAAGAAUAACAACUGCUCUAUAAUGAGAAUGAAUAGGAACAGAUGCCAGCAGUGUCGUUUCAAAAAAUGCCUGUCUGUUGGGAUGUCAAGAGAUGCUGUUCGAUUUGGCCGUAUUCCCAAACGUGAAAAACAGAGGAUGCUGAUUGAAAUGCAGAGUGCCAUGAAGUCCAUGAUGAACAGUCAGUUCAGUGGCCAUUUACCCAACGAAGCAUUAACAGAACAUCAAGACCAAGCACCUCAAGAAGACCUUUCUUCCAAGCCCAAACAAGAGCGGGAUACCAUCAAAAGCCCUUCUCCCCCUCCUACUGCUGACAUGGCUAAGGAAGAAGUGAUCGGGAUGGUCACUAGAGCCCACAAAGACACUUUCAUGUACAACCAGGAACAGUCCCAAAACCCUGCAGAGAUGAUGCAGCCCCAGAGUGGGGAGAGAGUGUCGAAGAACACCGAGCAAUACAUCUUGAGCAGUGAGCACUGUGUUGGAGGCCUCAGUGGCCCUCAGUACCCUGAAAGGGAGCAGCACCUUGGUGGACAGUACAAAGGGAGAAGCACGAUGCAUUAUACAAGUGGGCAUGCCAUGUGCUUCACAAAUGGCCACUGCAUGAACUUCACCAGCGGUUAUACUCAGCGAAUGUGUGACAGGAUCCCAGAAGAUGGCUUUUCUCCAAACAAGAAUACCACUUACUCCUGUAGCACUGGAGGAAGAAUGCAUCUGGUCUGCCCAAUGAGUAAGACUCCCCAUGUGGACCCAAACAAAUCUGGCCAUGAAGUCUGGGAAGAGUUUUCCCUGAGUUUUACCCCUGCAGUGAAGGAAGUGGUGGAGUUUGCCAAGCGCAUCCCAGGAUUCCGAGAUCUCUCCCAGCAUGACCAGGUCAAUCUUCUGAAAGCUGGGACCUUUGAGGUUUUAAUGGUACGAUUUGCAUCUUUGUUUGAUGCAAAGGAACGUACAGUCACCUUCCUGAGUGGAAAGAAGUACAGUGUGGAUGACUUGCAUUCAAUGGGAGCUGGUGAUCUGCUCAACUCAAUGUUUGAAUUUAGUGAGAAAUUAAAUGCCCUGCAACUUAGCGAUGAGGAAAUGAGUUUGUUUACAGCGGUUGUCCUGGUAUCUGCUGAUCGCUCCGGAAUAGAAAAUGUCAAUUCUGUGGAGGCACUUCAGGAAACACUAAUCCGUGCAUUAAGGACCUUAAUUAUGAAAAAUCACCCAAACGAAGCCUCUAUUUUCACAAAACUUCUUUUGAAAUUACCCGACUUGCGUUCCUUAAACAACAUGCACUCUGAAGAACUGUUGGCCUUUAAAGUUCACCCAUAGGCCUUUAGGUCUCAAUUUGUACUUGGACUUGCCUCGUGUUAAACUGUUUUGUGCUAAAAUAUGUAUUUAUACAGUUGUACCACUUGUUGGAGAGAGUUCACAGACUGUGAACAGUUGAUAGCUGUCCCAUAACCAUGCAAUAAAGCUUUGGCAGGUGCUUUCAGCUAACGAUGGCACAGCAUUCGGAGUCCUCCAAGGCAUCCAGACCCAGCUGUGCCACACUUCUGCAGAAGAGGUUGCAACGAGCCCGCGUAAAUAUGGACUGUUCUUUCAUUUAGGAAAAAAAGAACCACCACUGCCCUCUCACAUAAACUGAACGCAAAAUAACUAUGUGCUUACGGAGCAUGGAAUGGGGUGGGAGCAAUCCUGUGCUAAUAGGAAAAAGGAAGAGCUGAUUUAAUUGGUCUUUCACUUAUCUAAUAGAUGUAUGUCUGUGUCUCUUGAUAACUCACUCAUGGUUUCACUGCUGUUAUUCCAUUAAAUGCAAUGGAAUGAUUUCAGCCUGCACCAACUCUUCACCGAGCGUGUGUUCAUGCCAUGUGUAUAUAAUAUAAAUAGUUAAGUAGUGAGUGUUUAUGGCUAUAUAAAGUACAGAGUUGUGUGUAUAUAUGUGUAUGUAUAUAAAUAGUUCUAUACAUAAAGUAUACAUAUAAUUUCUUCACAAUAUUUUAAACUGUGAAGGAAUUUAAACUUAAAACAGAAGGUGAUCUAUGGAAAGAACCAAAUAGAUGCACUUUGCAUAUUGCUGAACUAAUUAUCUGAGCAUUUUUUAGAAAACAUCGAAUUUGCAUUAAUAUGCUGUGUUUGUUAAUUUAAAAAAAACAAAACCAACCAAGAGUGGCACUAAAGAGUCAGAGUCGGAUUCAACUUCCAAAAGGGGCUUGUAGAGAAUCUCAAGUGGAGAUGGUUGGUUGCGGCACUAAUGAGAUUGAUUGUCCAUUGCCACUGAGGUUCUUGCGUUCUGAUAAAGGUUAAAGAAGCACUAGAUGCUCUUCAAAAACUUCAGCACAGCCAGAAAGAAAUUAUCAGAUGAAUAACAGCAUGUAUCAGAGAAAAAAAAAUGGGAAAAAUGUAUCCAUGGUUGCGUUUGGGUGUAUGUGUGUUCUGUGACUGUUUAUUUCUUGCAAUACAUCAUUUUGCUGCUUCAUUGCUAAAUGAGAAUUGAAAAAAAAAAAGUGAGAUUUCCCCAUGUCUUUUCACCAUUUGGGCUUUGUGGUUCUCAUGCUUGUUCUUCUGGAGCUCUCUAUUGGUGCGUGUGCAUGUGAGUGUGUGUGAUGUGCACAGAAGGUGCAAUGGAUGGUCUGGAUUUUUUUUCUUAAAAAAACACCACAAAAAUCAACCAAACAAAUGGGACUUUUUUUUGUUGUUUAUGCCAGUAGCAAAUUACAAAGCAGAUUCUCAAGGCUUAAGAUUCUGCUGCUUUUCCAUCUAGGAAAGUGGCUCUCUGUGUUUUGUUUUUUUUUUUUUUUUUUCAUUUGUAGCAAGACCUGGCACCAGAAAAGAGAGAUUAAAAGAAGUCAAAGCAGUUGUGUUAAUUAGUUAUGUUUCUGUUUUGCUAAUGUGGGAAGAAGAUGCAGCAUCACCCUUGUGUUUAGUUAAGUUGCCUUAGAGGUAGCUCUCUGGGUCUGUAGUGUUUGGUAACACUACUCUGGAGGGAGGGACCUCUCCGUGUGUUACUGCAUCGAGAUGUACGUGGUCGACGCCAGGACCCAGAAAGCCACCGGGCUGCGGAAGCUCCUGUUUGCACCACAGUGGGUUGAUGGGAGCCCUCAUACCUGCAGUAGAGCUGGAGCAGGAGCAGACCUCUGCCUGUCCCUGAGCAUCGGGAGUUGGGAUGGAUAGAGGGGUGGCUUGCACUCUGCUGUGCUCAGGUUGUCUUUGGGCUGGAGGUUCUCCCUCAGAAAGGAGUAAGGGGGUGAGAGCAGGAAGAGGGCAGGUGCUUGAGUAAGAGGUGGGCAAAAUUCAGCUGUAGCCUUGACUAAGGAACAGAAGAUCCCACCCUUUCCCUUCCUCUGCAGCUGCUGCAGGGAGAGCUGUCCUGCUUCAAACUGCUUUAACCACUGGAUAAUGGCCCCUUAAUACAUACAGUUUUGCUACCCAAAUGUACUACUCUGGGGCAUGUUGUCCUAAUUUCUGUUAACAGUCUGCAUCCUACCAGUAUUAUUUGUUUGAGAGCUUCACUGAAUUAUGCAUUGAACCAUUCAGACUUUAGAAAGGACACAGUCACAUGUUUUAUAUUAUUUAGGAGCUGAAAUUACUUCUUUGUAGAUCCUGUUUCACACAUGGAAAGUACAGUUAACCCUUGGUUGUUUUGGGAGGGAAGGAGGCUUCAUACAGAGAUUGCCACCCUACAACUAUGUUUUGUUGUGUUUUGUUUUAUUUUUUUUUUCUUCUUAAAACUGUAUUAUUAAGCCUUUAGGAAUGUAUAACCAGGACUGAGUAAUUACUGCUUAUUAAAUUUUUUAGUUAGAUUGACCAUGUAUGCCUAUAAGUAGAUAUUCUAACUUGUGCAAUUUCAUUGAAAAUAAUCUUCCUGUACAUAAUGGAAAAACUCACAUAACAGAAAAAAAAAAGCCCCAAACAGAUUGACUGAACAAAAAGCUGAUUAAAGAAUGGUUCAAAAGUGACCCAUGUGUUACAAACACUAGCUGGACUCUUAGAAGAAAAUCUAAACUUAUUGUGUUAGCUGUGUAUUGUGAGCUCUUCUUUUACUGUGUCACUGGUUAUACACUUGUUAAAUGCUGAGAUAAUAGACUUCAUGCCAGGCAUUUGAGUACUGUAGAUUGGGUCAUUGCUGAAAGAUUAAUGUACUGUAUGACUUAAAUGAAAUUUUUAUUCUCGAUUUUAUUCUUGAUUUUGUUCUUGUUUUAAAAGAUUAAAUAUGGGCAUUAUGUCAGCAAGCUAAA